UUGUGUUUGUCCAGAUCUCUCACAGUUGUGAUUGAGCAGAUGGAACAGUUCUCCUCUCGGCUGGGAGAGCUUUCUUCUCGGGUGGAGAGCACACAUGAAAACACCGCCCACGGCCUGGAGCAGGGGGCACGGCACAGGGAUGAGCAGCUCAGAAUAAUGCAAGAGCGACUGGCUCAGCAGCAGAAAACCAUGGCAGAGGAGAGAACGUACCUCAAGGAAAUAAUUUCCAGGAUGGACGCUCAGCUCAAUGAGCAGCAGAGACAGCUUGAGAAGGAGCGAUGGAAGAUAACGGCCGAGCAGGCCAAGGCAGAGUCCACGCAGAGAGGCCUGGAGGAAGAGCGACGAUCCCUCAGCAUGCAGAUCAACAUGGAGAGGGAGGAACUGGAGAGA
This is a messenger RNA of Cynoglossus semilaevis (tongue sole), 390 nucleotides long. RefSeq names its product fas-binding factor 1-like. The record is from RefSeq and is a predicted model, not a curated record. The transcript has 3 exons. Gene Ontology annotation, biological process: cilium assembly; establishment of epithelial cell polarity. The annotation marks the transcript as partial. Lineage: Eukaryota; Metazoa; Chordata; Actinopteri; Pleuronectiformes; Cynoglossidae. Gene Ontology annotation, cellular component: ciliary transition fiber; centriole; ciliary basal body.